UCGCGACCCUCCCUACUCUUUGGCUCAGAAUCACACACUCCCCGUCUCUCUCUGAAGAAGAAGAAGAAGAAGAAAGAAGCGAUGGCCACCGCGAGAGUGCUCGCCGUCUCCAACAGUUCGUGCCUGCUGACCAAGACGACGUCGUUCUUGGCGAAGCAGAGGCCGUACAGGAACAAUCUCCGCUUCACUACUACUAGAAGAGACGCGGCAGCGCCGUCAUUGUCGUCGCGGAGGAGGUCCUUAACUUGCAGGGCUAUCUACAACCCCGAGGUUCAGAUCAAGGAGGAAGGCCUCCCCGAAACCCUAGACUACCGCGUCUUCCUCGUUGACCGCUCCGGCCAGAAGGUUUCACCUUGGCAUGAUGUACCUCUGCGCUCGGGCGAUGGUGCAUUCCACUUUAUUGUUGAGAUACCCAAAGAAUCGAGUGCAAAGAUGGAGGUUGCUACUGAUGAGCCAAACACUCCCAUUAAGCAGGAUACAAAGAAAGGAAAACUUCGUUACUACCCCUACAAUAUAAACUGGAAUUAUGGAUUGCUUCCACAAACAUGGGAAGACCCAUCCCUUGCCAACUCUGAAGUGGAUGGAGCAUUUGGUGAUAAUGAUCCAGUUGAUGUUGUUGAGAUUGGCGAAAGUCGGAGAAAGGUUGGCGAAAUUCUCAAAGUAAAACCCUUGGCUGCUUUAGCUAUGAUUGAUGAAGGGGAACUUGACUGGAAAAUAGUUGCAAUUUCAUUGGAUGAUCCAAAAUCUUCUCUGGUUAAUGACAUUGAUGACGUUGAGAAGCAUUUCCCGGGGACUCUCACUGCAAUAAGGGACUGGUUUAGAGACUACAAGAUCCCUGAUGGAAAGCCUGCUAACAAGUUUGGUCUUGGAAACAAGCCAGCCAACAAGGAUUAUGCUCUCAAGGUCAUAACUGAAACCAAUGAAUCAUGGGCUAAACUCGUCAAGAGAUCAAUUCCUGCUGGAGAUCUGUCCCUUGUCUAGAUUCAGGUGUUAUUGUUUAUAGCCUCUUUGAUCCAUUAGAGAUUUUCCUUUGGCGAGCACUCUGAGGAGUCAUGUUAUUUAUAUGAAUGUUACAUCAAUGCCAAUUUUUUUCGCCAUUGAGCUGGAAUAAUCCCCUAGUGUCUGCAGUAAUAGGUCAUAUGAUUGUAAUUAAAUCAAUAAUUUUGUUUCAAUAAUGAACUAAUGCGGGAAUCACUGUUUUGCAUAAA
Molecule: messenger RNA, 1208 nt
Organism: Rosa rugosa (rugosa rose)
Lineage: Eukaryota; Viridiplantae; Streptophyta; Magnoliopsida; Rosales; Rosaceae
Product: soluble inorganic pyrophosphatase 6, chloroplastic
Exons: 6
Coding region: 82-981 (299 amino acids)
Biological process (GO): phosphate-containing compound metabolic process
Cellular component (GO): cytoplasm
Molecular function (GO): magnesium ion binding; inorganic diphosphate phosphatase activity
Source: RefSeq, a predicted model, not a curated record